Molecule: messenger RNA, 7999 nt
Organism: Uranotaenia lowii
Lineage: Eukaryota; Metazoa; Arthropoda; Insecta; Diptera; Culicidae
Exons: 14
Coding region: 962-6985 (2007 amino acids)
Biological process (GO): proteolysis
Cellular component (GO): plasma membrane
Molecular function (GO): serine-type endopeptidase activity; protein binding
Source: RefSeq, a predicted model, not a curated record
UGCUGGCAGUUUGGUUAGUCGAGUGAAAGACUUCGAUGCGUGCGGAAGCAACAAACCUGUUUCUCCACGUGUGAACUUUUUCUCAACCUUUAGCAGUAGUGUUCUUGACAGCUAGUACCGAUCUUCCGUUCGGGAUUUCAACUUCUAGCCUCCCUGAGGCCUACCGGAUUACCUUUUCUCCUGUAUCGGAAAUAACUUGUCUGUGUAUUUUAGAAAUUCCUUCAUCGAUCAGCGUCAUCAUCAAUAUUUAUGAGUGGACUUCCAAGCGAAAGGAAAACAAAAUUCUUCGGCCCUAAGUGGAACUUAACCAACCAGUCGAGCGCUACAAAAUCAACGUACCGAGAAUAAUCAUAGGCCGAUCGAUAGGUCUCUACACAGGGUACAACUCGUUAGAACUUCUCGGCUGAAAGUGAAACGCAAACUAGCUCCGGUGCAGUUUUUUUUUAGUUUUGAGCCUAGACGUCCUACCUAGAUGAAGUGUUCCAAGUUUGAACCAAAAUAGUGAAGCGGUGAACAGAAGGGGGUCUUAAAGCCUUUUGAGACCAACGGAACUGGUUCUGUGUUAAAUUUUGCUCAAGAAUUUGGACUCGGUUCUCGAAGAUUAAUCUGCUCUAGUACCCGAGUUAGCGGAUACUAGUUUACUAAACUAAAUUGUGAGUGUACUAGUGGUGGUGAUUGAAAGUGUAGCCAAAAGGUGACUUGCGUGGGAUCAGAUCCAAGGAACGGCGCGGAUACUUUGUUGGUGCUUGAAACGGGAUUUUUAAAUACAUUAUCUUCAAGAUUGAAGAAACUACAACAAUAUUGAUAAAAGCUGUAUUCAAUGUGUACCCUACAUACUCGGCAAUAACUGGCAGGAUUUAAUAAGAAUAACUGAAUCGGCGAAUUUUUAGCUGUUUAUUUCCAACAGAUUCAAAGCACAACUGCCACGUUGUCGAUCCCUCGGUAAACGACACUCGGCAAGAUGGACGAUUCUACGUCGUCCAGCCACAACGAUCACACGGCGGGCGAUGCCUAUGCCUACAAGAACGAAAUAUCGCUCUCGAUUGGCGAUGAAGAUCAGAACUCUGGAACUAACAGCACCGCGGUGCCAACUCCCUCGCCCCGCCAGGUCGAAGUUCCGAUGGCGGGAGACGACAGCGAAUACACCACCCUCAAGGAUAGCAGUAAGAAUGGUGGCAGCCAGAUGAAUGGGUUGGAUAAUCCGGCCUUCGAACCGGAGAAAGAAAAACGACCGCUCAGUUCGUUUGGACAGUCCGGAGAAAAGUCACUCGGUGCCGUUUCGAUGAAUGGCAAAGCAAAUGGAAAUGGGGAGAAGUCACUUGCCGAAACCGUCAAUUUGGAGCUGCUGAGUAUGUCCAAGCCUUCGAAUGGCCAUCAGAAUGGCGCUGGAGCUCUACCAGUGAAGAAAGAUACCGAGGUGGACAUUGGAGAUCCCUAUGAUGAGUACUUUGUGCCGGUGAACGAACAUCGGAAGUAUAUGAGCGUCUCGUUUCAAAAGACGCGACGCCAUGCGUACAACCAGCACGACCGUGGCGUGGACUACACCGGGCACUCGGUUAACGAGCCGGCCCAAGGAACCGUGGACUUUAAACAGUGGACCAGAAUCACGAGAGGAGAGAAAUUGUACGUGACAAAGGAUAAACGAGACAAAAAGAAGAAACCCUGGCUGUGUUGGGUUAUCGGGCUGGGAGUUCUACUAGCUAUCAUCAUCAUCGGUAUACUGGCAGGAUCGGGUGUGAUCUUCAACGAGAAUCCAACUCCGGUAGAGUCACGCAAUUUCGCCGAAGGAAAUCCAGUGGCAGCAGCCGGAGUCUUCGGAGCAGGAUCGUCACGCCAGCAAAACGCCUCAACAUCUACUUCUACGCAAUACCCAUCAACUCCAUCGCCUCCCAGCUCAACGGUGCCUCCAAUACCUCCGACAACCGAGGAAAACAUCGUCUACGUACCGAAUACGAUCGAAGGCCAGAUCACCCUAGCCAAUUUGGAGUUCUUGGAUGACUACCGUGAUCGUAACAGCUCCGCGUAUCAGGUUCUGGUAGCAGAGCUAGAGGAGGAAAUCAGGGAAAGUCUUCAGCUGCCACUACCCCGUGAUAAGUUCUACGUGAAGAUCAUGAGUUUGAAACCGGGAUCCGUGGUAGUGGACUAUCGGCUUAGUUGGGACAAUUCUACAGUAUCGCUAACGAUGGACACCCUGCGGGAAAGGCUAACCGACUAUCUUGCCGACAAUGGGAACUAUCUUGCCACCUAUAUCGUUCCCACCAAUACGAUCAGGGUUGCCAGGCUGCCAGAUAUGUGCGCCUCCGGAACGUCCGAUAUGAAUUGCGAAUUCAACUGCCAGUUCAAUGCUCGGCUGGGUGAUUUCAUGUGCGUCUGUCCACCGGGAAUGCUGUUGAACAAUGAUGAUGGAAAAUCAUGCUAUCGGCCUGUUCCGGCUCUACAACCCCAGCCUGCUCCCGAGCCGGCACCGAAAUCGGAUGAGGAAGAUGAUGAUUUCUUCAAGCUAGACGAUUUCAGUGAUUUUUCAUCAUCUAGCAAACCGGAACCAUCCAGUGAGCCUGAACCUGCUAGUGAACCGGAGCCAUCCAGUUCUCCUGAACCGGAGCCUUCUAGCUCAGCGGAACCGGAACCCGCGAGCGCGGCUGAACCUGAACCAUCUAGCUCAGCGGAACCAGAAGCAGAACCAAAACCGGAACCCACCAGUGAACCCGAGCCUGCUAGCGAACCUGAACCAUCGAGUGAACCUGAACCAUCGAGUGAACCUGAACCAUCCAGCUCAGCAGAACCGGAGCCAUCGAGCUCAGCUGAACCUGAACCUUCUAGCGCAGCCGAACCUGAACCUUCAAGUUCCCCUGAACCGGAGCCAUCAAGUGAACCCUCUGCCGAACCUGAGCCAGCUAGUGAACCCGAACCGGCAAAGGAUUCAGAAUCGCUCAAGGAGCAUCCAACAACGAAACCAACACCAGAACCUUCAAGUGAACCCGAGCCAACGAGCGAACCAGAACCAGCCAGUGAACCUGAACCAUCAAGUGAACCAACAUCUCACAAAGAUACAACUUCAACCACAGAAUCCAAUCAGUUUGGUAAAAUCAUGCAAGAUCCAACGCCAGCUAGUGAACCAGAACCCGAACCUACGAGUGAACCGGAGCCAUCUAGCGAACCAGAACCUUCCAACGAACCAGAUAAGUCCUCUUCGAAUCAAUCUACUAAGAUAGGAUUCGCAGAAUCGAGUAGCACAACACCGGAACCAGAACCUACCAGUGAACCAGAGCCCAGUUCUGGGCCUGAGCCUUCAAGCGAACCAAAUCCAAAGGCAGAAGUUGAACAAUUUAAAAACCUACCGGAAGAACACACAAGUGAAUCUUCAACAACCGAAGCGGACCUAGGAAAGCUGCGAUCUUCUACUGAAGGUUCGUCCACAACCUACAGCAGCUCUACCAAUGCCAUCGAAGAAGAGCAUACGGUCCCUGUUUUCGUCAACGGUGGCUCAUCUUCGACCACACUGCAUACUGACGUUAGCACAGAGUCAUUCUCAACGACUAGUGUUAAACCGUCCUCGGAAACACCAGCCCCGGUAACGGAAAACAUUGUUGACGAUACUCCUCAACCUUCUGUAGGAACCUACCUGAUAGCUGCUAAAACCACCAAGACACCCAAAGAACAGAUGAACAUCUUCGAUGGACGAGCGUUGAACAGCGAAGAAACUGAAACUACCUCAGAAUCACCCUACUCAACCUCUAGCCCAAUCAUGCUGGAACAAUGGCGUUCAUCAACAAGCUUCUCCACUUCAACUGAAUCGCUCGAUCAGGCAAAGGAACCCGAAGAAGACAUGUCUCCGUUCUUGCCGAACAUAGAAUCCUCGAGCGCCAAAAACCGAGGAACCUACGCCGUGACGGAAACCGUUCUGGAAGCAGAGACGGCACCAUCCAUACUCACGCACGCUGACCAAUCCCCUUUCUUGCCAGAAAUUGAAAAUAAUUCAAGCUUGGUUAACCUACUGCACGAAGGACUCGAUCGACAGGAGGGUUUCGAAAACGAAUCACAGCAGCAACAUUUCCUAGACGUUCUACCACUCGUAAAGGACGGUGGCCGAAACGAUUACAAGAAACAGCUGGAUACUGAAAUUACUAAAAUCUUGGUUGCAACUACGAUCCGUACCUACGAACCAACGACGAUAGAAUCCGUCGAAGACCUGUUUACCGCGGCCAGUUCGAGAAAUGUUGUCGAACAAACCACCAACGUCGUCGACGACUCAGCGGCAUUAACCAGUACCGAGAAGGACGUUGAAGAAACUACGCUCGGGAAGCUCGAAACAAGCAGCAGUGCUCAGCUGAAGGAAGCAACCACAACGGAACAUGUUGAGGAAAGACCUGCUACGAUGGUAAUGGAGGAGGUUCAUGUUUCACCCAAGGAAGAAGUUGAAGAGCUGUACAACUCUGAGAAGUCGGAUGAAAAGUUGACCUCUCCCAAGAAGGAUGUUGAACUUGUAACGUAUAAUAAGGAAAUAGUAAUUCACUCCACCGAACCUGUGACCGAAAUGGACGUUGAUGAAAAGGCAACGACAAUGCGUGUUGUAGCGAGCUCAGCCAGUCAGCCAGCUAAGCUUGAACUGGAAGAGGAGCGGUCUACUACACUGAAAAUGGAAACCGAAGAAGAGGAACCCAAACCAGCGAAAGUGGUAGCUGAAGCAACAACAGCCAAGGAAGUUGAAGAGACAACUGCCCACACAGCAGAGAAAGCUGCUUCAUCGAUAACCGAGGCUGGAGAGAACGCAAAACUGACGGAAGAAACCAAAAACUCUACGGUUGAAGUCAAUGAACCAUUGCAUACGACAACCGCUAAGCAAGUAACCUUAACAACCGAAUCAACGACGACAAACUCCAAGCAAGACAUCCUCGAGAAAUCAUACCAAGACCUAGACGAAAAUAACGACAUUUCGGAAAACGACUUAAAAGUUAUCCCUCUAGAAAAGAAAGCAGACCGCUUCAAAGAAACACCACCACCGGAUCCAACGACGCAUCAACCUCAAAACAACCAGGAAUCCACCUUCGAAACGACUACCGGUCAUUUUUUAGACGAAACGACGUUUCAUUUGAUUAGAUCAGAACGAUCGAAUGGAACGUCGUUAAAGCAGACCAGAAAUUCUGAAACGGGACCUAUGAGCGAUGUUGCGGGGCAAACCAGCACCACCAUGUUUACUAAAUGUGCCGUCGGGCAGUUUGAGUGCGUCAAUGGAACCUCGAUCAAGGAUGGUUCUUCUUGUAUCCAGCGAUCGGAACGGUGCGAUUCGGUGUCGCACUGUUCGGAUAACUCGGACGAGCGGGAUUGUGAAAGGUUAGGAUGUCCAGGACAUUUCCAGUGUCGAGAUGGUUUCUGUUUGGCUCGGCAUCACGUGUGCGAUGGUAUUACUCACUGUAACGAUGGAAGUGAUGAGGUGGAUUGUACCGAGUGGCAGUGCAAUUUUGACGAGAUUUCCUGUAAUCCGUCGAAUGGAGGAGGUGGACCAUGUUUGCCGGCAUUGUGGAAGUGCGAUGGACGGGAUCAGUGUGCGAAUGGAUUUGACGAAACGAAUUGUCCGGAUACGUGUACGAACGAUGAAUAUUUCUGCGUAGGUCAGCGGAAGUGUAUACCUGAAGCGUGGCGCUGCGAUGGAAAGACGGAUUGUGCAGGGGACGAGGAUGAGCGACUGUGCGAUUGUCCGAUGGGUAACUUCCAGUGUAGCACUGGAGGAUGCGUUCCCGGUAAUUAUGUGUGUGAUGGACAAGCUCAGUGUCCGGAUUCGUCUGACGAGUGGGGCUGUUUCAACGUUGACGAUGAAGCGCUGAAAGUACGGGUAGAAUCUCAGGAGUUUAGUCCGGUUUGUGGAGAUGGCUGGACCCAGGAGUUGUCCAAUUCGGUUUGCGCCGAGUUGGGUUACUCUAAGGCGAAAUCCUUUGCAGUGAUGAAUAGCACGGUGGGAAAUUCGUUCUACCGUUACGUGAACGAGAAUAGCUCAAACCUGUUGAGUAGUUUUGCGCUGACUGUUGGAUGUCACAGCGGACCGGUUCAAGUUGAAUGCGAACGAUAUACUUGUGGAAGUGAUGGCAUUACUCCAUCCCUGGAGCAGCGGAUAGCGGGAGGAAUUCAUUCCGAUCCGAAUCAAUUGCCAAGUCUGGCGUUAGUCUAUAGCAACAAUGCAGCAAUCAAGUGCACCGCUAACAUAAUUUCUCCCCGGUGGGCCCUCGCCAGCUACUCCUGCAUCAUGGGCAAGACGGAGUUCAUCGACAACCGGAACGUGGCCGACCUGAACUGGAUGCUGUACGCAGGAACCUCUCUGUUCAACUCUUCCCAGGUUGAUGACGCGGCCAGCAGCAGCAACCAACACCGGAACAACUCCUACCAGGUCAUAGAGAUCCUCAAGAUUGUACCCUACCCUCAGGCCAAGUACAAACAGUUCCUCUAUACCGGUGACGUUGUGCUGCUAGAGCUAGUCAAACCGUUGGAGUUCAACCAGAUGAUCGGUAGCGCUUGUAUGGUGGAACACUCGAAGGUCGGAGUGGACGAGCUUUGUCUGACUGCCGGCUGGGGUGUUGAUCCACAGGACAUGAGUACCAAUGAGCAAUACCUGAAGUAUCUUCCGGUGCCGACGAUGCCGACUGAGCAGUGCAACUCUAGUGCCCACUACAAUGGGCUGCUCGCUGAGGAAACGAUCUGUGCGGGCUACCUCAGCAGCAACAAAACUACUUGUUAUAACGACGAAGGUGCCCCGCUGAUGUGCCACACCGAGCAAAGCGGCCAGUGGCGUCUGGAGGGCAUUCUCAGUUACCACGGAAACUGUGGUAAGCGACCACAUCCGGCCAUAUACAAUUCGAUUACCUCAAGCAUUUCCAACUGGAUCCGGAACACGGUCGGCAAUGGGCUGAUGUUCGAGAAGAGUGCCGCACCCACCGGAAGUUCCGAACUUUCGUCCACCGAAUCCAGCCCAGUCAUGACGACGCGACAACAAUGAUCAGUGACGGUGACCUCGAAUACAGCAACACCCUCAAACCAGCCACGUGUAAAUAGCGAAAGUGUAUUAUAAGCAAGACGACGGAGAAGCGACUACGUUAGUUAAGUAGCAACUAUUUGAAGAAAAGGUAGGAGUUGGAAGAACGUCAAAAUCUGUAUUUAUAGCUAGCGACUAGAAGCAAGAAAUGAGAGUUUAAUUCUGCGUUUUCGGUAUAAGCAUAUCUGAAUAAUUAGAACAAGAAGAAGGAAACCUAGUCACAAAAGUCGAUUAUUUUGUGCCAAUACUUAAAAUGGGAGUUGAAACAAUCUUAUUUUCAUGAAAUGAAACUAAAAAUUAUAAAAAAAAACUUGUUUUCGAAAUAAAAAGAAACAUGAAUAAUCAUACCAAAAAUACCAAUUUGGAAUUAUUUGCCGUUACCAGAAACAAAAGCAAUUGAAAAUCUUCUCAAUGAUGAAAAAAUUCUAUCAGUUGUCCCUAGGCGGACACUAAAAUAUUUUUUUUAUAUGAACAUGUUUUUAAUCCAAUGAGUAUGGAGCGUUCGAGUGUAAAUAAGACUUUUAUAUAAAACAAAAAUCUAAUCACAGUUGUACUAGUAAAAAUAAGUUUGUAGUUUGAAAAAAAAAAAAAUUAAAAGAGGAACCUUAACACAAGCGAUGUUUUGAAUUACAUAUAUUGGUGUAUACCUAAGGUAGUGUAUUUAGUGCAACGCAAAAUAGAACACUUUUUGAAUUGUGCAUUGCUGAGAACGGCAGCUACCCGUUUUGUUUCCAGUUAAUCGUAUAAUUAGGGCCGAGUAGGAUUAUAUUGAAAUAGCAUACUUCUACCGUGUGAGUGGUUCUCAUCGAAAAUACUCAAAAUGGAACAAUUGGUAACUGGAUCCAAAAUUUUCUGAAUAGCCAGAAGAUGAGUGCCUUUUUCUUAUGGGAGCUAAUAUGUAAGUAAUUCGUACCGAAACGGAACUGCGCACAAAUUCGACGUCAACAAUAAACUAAUGAAACUAUCGUUUUUAUCAUA